This is a messenger RNA of Paramuricea clavata, 986 nucleotides long. The record is from the annotation of a GenBank genome assembly. NCBI's taxonomy places the organism in Eukaryota, Metazoa, Cnidaria, Anthozoa, Malacalcyonacea, Plexauridae.
AUGAAAAAUCUGUUGCUUCCGAACUGUUGCAACCAACCUGUCUUUACGAGUAGCAGUAAGUGGUGCUUUGCUUAGAACUGGCCAAGCUUCUUUGGCUGCUUUUGCUUUUAGUGACUUUUGCAGUGAUUAUUUCUGCUGUUGAAGAUGUGGAUGUUUCUGCUGUUGGGAAUGUGGAUAUUUCUGCUGCUGUGGAUGUGCAUGUUUCUGCUGUUGCGCAUGUUUCCGCUGUUGUGCAUAUUUCUGCUCUUACAGAGGUGGAUGUUUCUGCUGUUGUGGAUGCGGAUAUUUCUGCUGUUGUGGAUGCGGAUAUUUCUGCUCUUGUGGAUGUUUUUGCUGUUUCAGAUGUGGAUGUUUCUGCUGUUGCGGAUGUGGAUAUUUCUGCUGCUGUGGAUGUUCCUGCAGAUGUGGAUGUUUCUGCUGUUGCAAAUGUGGAUAUUUGUGCUGCCAUGGAUGUUUCCGCUGUUGCAGAUGUGGAUGCUUCUGCCAUUGCGGAUGUCCAUAUUCCUGCUCUUGCAGAUGUUUCUGCUGUUGCAGAUGUUUCUGAUGUUGUGAGUGUGGAUAUUUCUGCUGCUGUGGAUGUUUCUGCCAUUGCGCGGAUAUGCAUAAUCCUGCUCUUGCCGAUGUGGAUGUUUCUGCUGUUGUGGAUGUAUCUGCCGUUGUGGAUGCUCAUAUUGCUGCCCUCCCCAUAUUGUUUUUGCUGUUCUGGAUGUUUCUGUUGUUGCGGAUUGGAUAUUUGUGCAGCUGUGGAUGUUUCUGCAGAUGUGGAUGAUGUGGAUAUUUCUGCUGUUGCGGAAAUUUCUGCUUUUGCAGAUGUAGAUGUUUCUGCUGUUGUGGAUGUUUCUGCUGUUGCGGAUGUUCCUGCUGUUGCGGAUAUUUCUGCUGUUGCUAAUGUGGAAGUGAUGGUAUCUUGGAAAGGUACCAUCAGGAAGGAUUUGAUAGUUGAUAGCACGAGUGUGUUUGGAACACUUGUGAUGAAAUGGUUAUGA